Molecule: messenger RNA, 1796 nt
Organism: Drosophila virilis
Lineage: Eukaryota; Metazoa; Arthropoda; Insecta; Diptera; Drosophilidae
Gene: unc-119
Product: unc-119 lipid binding chaperone
Biological process (GO): cilium assembly; nervous system development; lipoprotein transport
Cellular component (GO): cilium
Molecular function (GO): lipid binding
Source: RefSeq, a predicted model, not a curated record
CACACUGUCCUCGCUAAUAGUGUGUGCGUGUGUGUGUGUGAACGCGUUGAUUAACUAGAAAAUACUUCAAUAAACCAAAUCAAAAACCACCCACAAAAUGUCAACAAUUUAAAUUUUGUUGCAUUUUGCCAUAGACAGGUGCUGAGUGAGCGAGCGAAUAUAGCAGGCAGCAGCAAUAACAAACAAGCAACAAUAACAAAAACCAGACAGCUGCUGCUGGAAGGCAUUCAAACAACAACAAAGACAAACACACGCACACACACACACACACACACACACACACAGGGAAAAAAACAAAUACAAAGGCAGCUUUUCCAGAAAUUGGGUCGCGUUCUUUUCUUUUUUUUUUCGGUUCUUUGGUUUUUGUUUUUGGCAUUUGGCAUUUGUUAUGGCAACUUUGGGCACAUGUUUCGCCUGAAUCGCAGGUGUGCCCAGUAGACAAGUGAACCUGUGAACCUACAGCAGCACCAGCAGCAGAAGCAGCAGCGGCAGCAAUGAGCGUCGUUGGCAAGCAACUGAAUCCCGUGCAAACAAACUCUGCCGCCGUCGCCGCCAACUCAACGGCGGCUGCUGUCGCGGCGGGCAGCAGCAGCGAGGUCAACAAUGCAAAUGCUGCCGCAGCAGUUGUCGCUGCCGCCGCCGCCGCCGCCGCUGGCGAUGCCAAGCGCAAGGAGGAGUCGAAUGUAACGCCCGAGGAUGUGCUGCGUCUGAACAAAAUAACGGACGACUAUCUGUGCUCGGCAAAUGCCAAUGUGUUCGAAAUAGACUUUACACGCUUCAAGAUACGCGACCUGGAGAGCGGCGCCGUCCUCUUUGAGAUAGCCAAGCCGCCCAGCGAGCAGUUCCCCGACGGCCUCUCCGUUGAGGACACCAUGCUGGCCGCCGCCGAGGAUCUAACGCUCGAUGACACUGCCGAUCCCAAUGCCGGGCGCUAUGUGCGCUAUCAGUUCACGCCGGCUUUCCUCAACCUCAAGACAGUGGGCGCCACGGUGGAGUUCACCGUGGGCAGCCAGCCUGUGAAUAAUUUUCGCAUGAUCGAGCGACACUUUUUCCGCGAUCGCUUGCUUAAGACAUUCGACUUUGAGUUCGGCUAUUGCAUUCCAUAUUCGAAGAAUACGUGCGAGCACAUCUACGAGUUUCCCAAUCUGCCACCAGAUCUGGUGGCUGAAAUGAUAUCGAGUCCCUUCGAGACGCGCUCGGACAGCUUUUACUUUGUGGAAAAUCGACUCGUGAUGCACAACAAGGCGGACUACGCCUACGACGGCGGGAUUAUUGUCUAACUGCGGACAGCAGCAGCUAAACUAUGACUAAAAACUAGAGCAAAACUAAAUAGCUAAAACUAAAACUCAAAACUAAAACUAAAAGAAAAGGCAGACACAAGACGAAGACGAAAACCAAAGCAAGCAACAAAAACAAAACAAUUUAAUUAAAGGAAUAAAAACCAUUUUAGCCUUAGCACCAUGUUUUACCCACCAUUCCUGUUUAAUGUAUUUAUUAUGAUAAACAAAUACACACACACGCACACACACACGCGCGCACACACACGCACACAUCCACACGCAAACUGUGUUCAUUUAUAAGCAAAAACUGUAAAACAUUAAGAAAACAAAAAUAUUUGACUUAAUAACGAAAACAAUUUAAUUUAUAAGUGCAAUGUGAUUUUCUUGCAACACACCUCCCUCCCUCCCAAGCAACCCUCAACUAAUUUAACUAAUUUGUAUUUAUUUAAUUGUACUUUAAGCGACAAAAGCCACACACAUACAUAUUUCAAAUACAUUACAUGUAUACACAUCAAG